This is a messenger RNA of Aspergillus campestris IBT 28561, 1357 nucleotides long. RefSeq names its product ubiquitin-specific protease OTU1. Gene Ontology annotation, biological process: protein deubiquitination; endoplasmic reticulum unfolded protein response. The record is from RefSeq and is a predicted model, not a curated record. Gene Ontology annotation, molecular function: cysteine-type deubiquitinase activity. NCBI's taxonomy places the organism in Eukaryota, Fungi, Ascomycota, Eurotiomycetes, Eurotiales, Aspergillaceae. The transcript has a single exon. Bases 290 to 1270 code for a protein of 326 amino acids. Gene Ontology annotation, cellular component: nucleus; cytosol.
UACAGGCAUUGACAAGCUCAAUAGUCCUUCAGAUCAUAUCUUCUUUGUUGCUCUAGAAUGAUGCAACACGCCUGCCCCACAUUGAAGAUGAACCCACUGGGUCAAUCGUCACACCCGCAGGUCAUUCCCCGCUAGCUCAUGCGCCUGUUCUUGGUAGUAGCGACAGUCCCCUUUCUACCUUCGAAGUUCCUCCUUUCCACUCGAUAUAUGUCCUGACGCCCUCGUGUGAGAAGAGCAACUCUACCUUCCUUAGACUCCAUCCUCCUGGCACUUGAGAACCGCAACAAGAAUGAGAGUCCGAGUCCGUGGCCCUGCUGGACAGUCCACUGUAACUCUCGAUGACGAUGCAACCGUUGGCGACCUUCGAAGCCAAAUCGCAGAGACGACAGGCCUGGGUGCCUUCGAUGUCAAAUAUGGGUACCCGGAAAUCAGACCAUUAACACUGGACACGCUUCAGCCAGAUCAGAAGCUCACUGAAGCCGGCCUGAACCUCAACGGGGAACAACUCAUAAUCACAAAAAAGGACACUGGGAACGACCACCCCGAGCCUAUUUCUACCAACCAGCCCCAACUAGACAAGCCUUCGCCGUCGCAAAAACCCAAAGAUGCAUCCGACGAUCCACCGGAGCUGCCGUCCCCCGAGCACUCCGGUACAUUUGUCUUACGUAUCAUGCCCGACGACAACUCAUGUCUAUUCCGCGCCGUGGGGAGCGCAAUCAUGGGAGGAAUGGACGCGAUGAACGAACUGCGGUCUGUAAUAGCGCAGACGAUCCACGAGAACCCGGAUCUCUAUUCCGAGGCAGUGCUGGAGCGGAAACCCGAGGACUAUUGCCGCUGGAUACAGAAUGAGGACUCUUGGGGCGGGGGUAUUGAACUCAGCAUUUUGAGCAAACACUUUGACAUCGAGAUCUGCUCGAUUGAUGUGCAGACUUUGCGGGUUGACCGCUUUAACGAGGGCCCUCCCACUCGCUGUAUCCUCGUCUAUUCUGGGAUCCAUUAUGAUACUAUUGCCUUGUCGCCGUCGGAUCCUCCAUUCACACAUUCGCAUGCCCCGCCUGAGUUUGAUACAAAAGUGUUCGAUGCGGCGGAUCCUAUAGUGUUGGACAGAUCGUUGGCGCUCUGUGAGGUCUUGCAGCAGAAACACUACUAUACUGACACUGCGGGAUUUCAAAUACGUUGCAAUACGUGUGGGGGCGUCUUCACGGGAGAGAAAGGUGCCACGCAGCAUGCAGCGCAAACUGGGCACUACGAUUUUGGGGAGGCUAGUUAGAUCAGUGGCCAACACGGAUCAACUCUGCGUCUUUUAGGAUGCUUUUGUGACUGGGAGUUGCACAUCUGAAGAUAUACUUAUAAAUGC